AUGUUCUCUUGUACACGUUGUGGGAAUAAAGUGUCUGAUGGACCUUUAUGUAAUUUAUGUAAACGGCAGUUUGACUUCGCCUGUGCUGGUAUUACAGAGACCAAUUUUCGUAAACUUGGGGAAAGAAGAUCCACCUGGCGCUGUAUUGACUGCAAAAAUGCCCAGUCUCCUGCAUCAACAUUUUGUAAUAAUCCUGGGAUAGCAGUGCGAUUGGAAGAAAUGCAGGCUACCCUAGUGAAUAUUACGCAGCAACUUGUACCCUUGGCGUCACUUAUUGAAGAUGUAAAGACCAUUAAGCUUAAUAAAGCUCUUCUUAAGAAGGCGAAGGAUCUGGCGAAAAUAAAAAACUUCAAAUAUGUGUGGAUAAAACAUUGCAAGAUUCUGGCCCGAAAAUCCGACACAUCACCGACGUUCCGCAUAAAAUCAGAAAAAGAUCUUCUAAAAUUUUCAUAA
Messenger RNA from Parnassius apollo (apollo), 453 nucleotides. The record is from the annotation of a GenBank genome assembly. Lineage: Eukaryota; Metazoa; Arthropoda; Insecta; Lepidoptera; Papilionidae.